This is a messenger RNA of Trichoplax adhaerens, 3900 nucleotides long. RefSeq lists its product as uncharacterized. The record is from RefSeq and is a predicted model, not a curated record. Lineage: Eukaryota; Metazoa; Placozoa; Uniplacotomia; Trichoplacea; Trichoplacidae. Gene Ontology annotation, cellular component: nucleus; chromatin. The coding region runs from base 1 to 3900 and encodes 1299 amino acids. Gene Ontology annotation, biological process: mitotic sister chromatid cohesion; DNA repair. The transcript has 45 exons.
AUGGGCCCAUGUAGCAGCAGCAAAAUGAUGGAGAAUUUCAAGGAAAUUCCUAAAGUAGAAACGAGAGGUUAUCCGACCAUGACUAAGCUUGAAGGUUUAUCCAAGAAUGACUUAGUGAAACAACUGAAGGCUGAAUUUCAAAAGUUAUCCGAUGUUAAUCAAGAAAAGUGCGACUUGCAAGAAUGGGAAGAAUUAGCAGCUUCAUUAGGAACACGACAGAUUAUGAAACAUAAAGACAAGGAUGUCAGACUUUAUGCAGCAUGUUGUUUAGCUGAUAUCAUGAGAAUAUUUGCUCCUAACGCACCAUAUGAUACCAAUCUGCAGUCGGAUAUCUUAUAUUUAUGGAUAGAGCAACUACGUGGCCUUUAUAAUCCAAAUUCUCAAACUUUUCGAAGACAUUAUUAUAUCUUAGAGAGUUUAGCGUACGUUCAAACUUUCAAUGUCGCUAUUUACAUGGAAGCGUAUGAUGCAAUCAUUGAUCUCUUUCGGCUGUUCUUCGAAAUCAUAAGGCAAGUUGUCAAUUGCAUGACCAUGAUCAUGAGCUCAUUAGUGAUCGAUAGCGAAGUUAUUCCGCAAAAGCUGUUGGACACUAUUUUAAUUCAAAUCAUUGAGCCGAAUAAGAGCCAAAAUAAAGCAUCAUACAAUUUAGCCUCUCAACUUAUUACCAAAACUGCUACAUCAUUGGAACCCUAUGUUCAAGUGUUUUUUACGAAUUGUAUGACAAGCGAAAAGGCGUCUGAAAGUGAAGUGUCCGACAGAUUAUACGACAUCAUCUAUCAACUUAAUAGUAUUGCACCUAGCGUAUUAAUAUCUGUCCUACCGCAACUGGAGUAUAAACUGAAGAGUAAUGAAGCAGACGAGCGUCUUGAUGUAACCCGAUUACUAGCUAGAAUGUUUUCGGAUCCUGAAUCUGCUGUAGCGAAGGCUGAUUCUCCACUAUGGAAAUUACUCAUUGGAAGAUUUAUUGAUAUUAAUGCCAGCGUUCGUAUAGAGUGCAUUCGAUAUGCAAAAUAUUUUUUGGUGUAUCACCCUCACUUCGCUAAAGAUACAAUAGAAAAAUUGAUCGUUCGUAGUCGGGAUACCGAUGAUAAAGUCAGAUUAGAGGUUGUAAAGAUCAUUUCUGAGAUUGCCAUUGAAAAAUUAGAAGCAGUUACGGAAGAGCUUUGGGAUGCGUUGAAAGAACGUAUGAGAGAUAAAAAGUGGAUUGUCAGAAAGGAAGCUAUGAUAAAAAUUGCAGCCUUGUAUAAAUCAUUUAAAACCAAGAAUGAAAAGAAUAAAUACCAUAAAGAAUUGCAGUGGAUGCCGAAUAAAUUAUUGCAUUGUUACUAUCAGCCAGGAAUUGAAGAUAGGAUUUUCGUUGAAAAGAUUUUUCGAACUGCAUUAAUACCAUGCAAUUUAAAGGCAAAUGAUAAAAUUUUGCAAUUGCUUAACCUUCAGAAAGUACUUGAUGAUCAUGCCCUCAGAGCCUUAAAUGAAAUUUUCAGAUCAAAAGCUAUUAUGAGGAAGCACAUGAUGGAGUUUAUUCAAUUAGUCGACAAAGCGAAGUUGGAACCCGAUAACGAAGAUAUGGAACCGAAAACGUUAGCAAAGAAAAUGGUCUUAUCAAAAAUGUUUCCAGAUUCUAGUAAAGCACAUGACCAAUUUAGAUACAUAGCCGACAGCUUGUAUGAUCAAUUCUUUUGUAACACAUUCAAGAAAUGCUUUGACCCUAAAACUGAUUGCGAAAAGACUUUGCAAGCAGAGGUUGAUAUUUUAAAGGAUUUAAGCUCAAGACGUAUUUCGCCAGAGUGGAUGCAAAUCCUAUUCGAUCGUUGUACUUCUGUGACUUUUGAUGGUGCUACUGUGCAAUUUUUAGUCAAGCAAAUACCGAAGAUUGCCAAGAGUAUGUCUGCUGAUGAUCAGCAAAAACUUGCGCAGAAUGACAGCGGAAGCAAUGAAUUUAGUAGAUGCACUCAGAUGUUACAGAGCGUGAGUAUUUUAAUGCCAACACUAUUUACUUCCAAAUCUUGCCAAGAAGAAAUUUUACAAAUGUUAGAAAGCCAAAUGAUAUCUAUAGUUGACUUAGCUUUGCGCGUUUUGGUUAAUUGUGCGAAAGAAAUAAAAAUUGAUGAAUGCCCUGUUAAAUCGUUUUUUCAACCAAAACUUAUAAAAUUCGCCACAAAUGGCACCCCGGCACAGGCCAAACUAUCCAUGAAGUGUAUAGCUACUCUCUGUAAAGAUAGUGUGGUAAUCAUGGAAAGAAUUCAUGGGACAUUGUUAAAAUCACUACAAGUAGAAUCUAAAAUGCUAUUGACUACGUUAACGUCGCUUGCCCAAAUUGCGACCUUUGCUCCUGGGGUAUUUGAAAAAAACAGCUUGGAGAUUGUACGAGAAUUCGUGGUGAAGAAAAUUGUUACUGUGGACGGUGGAUUUGUCAACACCCAUCAGUAUCUUCCCGCCAAUUUUGCGGUUACGCCGAAUAAGAAAAGAAUUGUAAGGGGAUCACCAACGAAAAAGGUUGCAACAACGCCUAAGAAAUCUUCUGCAUCAGAAUCGAAUACUCCCCUCAAACGAAAAUUAAUCUCGACACCUAAAAGCAGUUUCGAUUUUAACAACACUAGUGACGACUCGGAUAAUGACCUUAACCAUUCAGUUCGAAGCCCCCCCAAGAAAGUGAACGUAUCGAGUACGCCUGCAGCCAAACCAAGAGGUAUUAAAAUUAUUUAUGUUCUCUUUUACUGCUCAGAAAAUCGCGAAAGGGGCCGAGCAUUAAAAACACAAACCCUUCCAAGUAUGAAAUACGUUAACGCUAUUAAUUCUUGUCCUAAAGGUCGUAAAGCUGUAGAAAAAAUGGCUGAAGAGUUUGGUUCCGAAGGAUCAAAUGAGAAUAGAGAGAGCUCUAGUGAUAUUGUAAGUCCAGACUCUGAGGAAGAGUUAGCAUCAUCUAUUAGCAGUAACGACGAAACUUCCGAUGAUGAAGAUCAAAAAGUCUCCCAUUCGCGACGAAGUUCUGCUACAAGUCCGAAGAAAAAACUUAAAAGCGAUAAAAGGAAGCCUAGUAAGCAAUCUAAAUCUAAAGUGGAAAGUAAAUCAGUAUCCAAAAGAAGUACUAACGUAACGGAAAGUAUUAAAGUCGAAAAAUCACCUACGCAAGCCGGCACAGAAAGUUCUGGUAAAACUCAAAAUCAGAAAAGUCAUAUCAAUGAAGACACCGCCCGGCGUGCUAGAGGUCGCAGGAAAAAGGAAAUAACCGAUGUAGACGAUAAAGGAAAAGUCGAAGCAAAACAACCAGAAAAGAAGUCCGAUCGUACAUCACGAUCUAAGCAAAGCUCGAAAAAAAAAGAUGCCGUUGCAGUAGAGAAAGAACAUGCUAUCGCAUUAGAUACUCAUAAAUCCGACUCUCCCCUAAAUAUUCAAAGUAAAAAAGAAACAUCUCUGAGGAAAGGGGCUGCAAAGAAGGCCGAUGGUAAAGUUGUAUCAAAACCGAGCCAAAAGGAACGUAGUAGUCGUUCACAAAGUAGACAAAGCACUACAAGGAAGGCAUCAAAUACUAGUAAAGCGAAAGAAGAGAGUAUUUCAACUGUUACGAAAAGGGGUAGUGCUGCAUCACGAUCGAGGAAAAAGAUUGAAAAAAAAAAAGUGAACGAACCUGUAGCAAAGAAAGAGAGUUUAACCGAAACGAAAGAGGAUACAGCUAAAAUGGAAGAUAGCGAUGAUAGUGACUCUUCUGAUUAUGUUGAAGCUUCGAGUAAAAUGAAGACUACGGAAAAGAAAAGCAAAAGUGCUGCUAAGUCUAGCAAAGCCACCCCAAAAACUGUGCCCAGAAGGAAGGCCACUACGGUAAAAAAAAAAGCUGAUAAGCAACAAAAAUUAUUCAAAGGAAAUCCUCCACGAAACGUAGGCUGUGCUUCAUGUUCAUAA